Messenger RNA from Orcinus orca (killer whale), 3432 nucleotides. It is a transcript of the gene SUPT3H, whose product is annotated as SPT3 homolog, SAGA and STAGA complex component. The transcript is spliced from 13 exons. The coding region runs from base 255 to 1376 and encodes 373 amino acids. Gene Ontology annotation, biological process: transcription by RNA polymerase II. The record is from RefSeq and is a predicted model, not a curated record. Gene Ontology annotation, molecular function: transcription coactivator activity; protein heterodimerization activity. Lineage: Eukaryota; Metazoa; Chordata; Mammalia; Artiodactyla; Delphinidae.
CCCGCCCCACAGAGAAUCGGGCUCACGCCAUCUUGCCCCCCCGUCCGCGCCCAGCCACCCUUUCCCUUUAGACUCUCUCAGCCCCCUACCCCGCCCCUUUCCAAGCGUGUCCCGGGCCGCCGCCGCAGAAACCGCACCAUCUCUAUCCCCACAUUCUCCACGCGGGACGCGCAGCCGGGUCUACAAGUGUUCUUAGAACAGAGACGAGCUAUCUGGAGUAAGGUCAGCAAGUGACCUGUCCAUUUAAGCCACAGAUGAAUAACACUGCAGCCAGCCCAAUGUCUACUGCCACUUCAAGUAGUGGAAGAAGUACAGGGAAGUCUGUAAGCUUUGCAGCAGAAUUGCAGAGUAUGAUGUUUUCUCUAGGUGAUUCUAGGAGGCCUCUUCAUGAAACAGCAGUUUUGGUAGAAGAUGUAGUACACACUCAGUUAAUUAACCUGUUACAGCAAGCUGCUGAAGUUUCUCAGCUCCGGGGAGCAAGGGUAAUCUCUGCUGAAGAUCUUCUGUUUUUGAUACGCAAAGAUAAGAAAAAACUUAGAAGACUGCUAAAAUACAUGUUUUUCCGAGACUACAAAUCAAAGAUUGUCAAAGGCAUCGACGAGGAUGAUCUUCUGGAAGACAAAUUGAGUGGCAGUAAUAAUGCGAACAAAAGACAAAAAAUCGCUCAAGACUUUCUCAACUCCAUUGACCAAACAGGAGAACUCUUGGCAAUGUUUGAAGAUGAUGAAAUUGAUGAAGUUAAACAAGAAAGAAUGGAGAGAGCAGAAAGACAAACUCGAAUUAUGGAUUCAGCUCAAUAUGCAGAAUUCUGUGAAAGUCGACAGUUAAGUUUCUCCAAAAAAGCCUCCAAAUUUCGAGACUGGUUGGACUGCAGCAGUUUGGAGAUAAAGCCCAAUGUUGUCGCUAUGGAAAUUUUAGCAUAUUUAGCGUACGAAACUGUGGCACAGUUAGUGGAUCUGGCUCUUCUUGUGAGGCAGGACAUGGUAACCAAGGCAGGAGACCCCUUCAGCCAUGCCAUUUCUGCGACCUUCAUUCAGUAUCACAGCUCUGCUGAGGGGUCUUGCCUAAGGUCCUACCCAGACUCUCCUGAGAACACACCUCCUCCUACACCGAGCGCUCCAUCAUCUGGAUCACAGCUCUCAGGGAGAACCACAUCAGGAUCCCUAGGGAAUGGGAGUGCUGGACAAGACUCAGCUAAAACCAAACAAAGGAAGAGAAAGAAGAGCACUGCGGCCUGUGGUGUUGAGGCUCACAGCGAUGCCAUCCAGCCCUGCCACAUCAGAGAGGCCGUUCGACGCUACGGCCACAAGAUUGGCCCCCUUUCCCCAUUCACAAGUGCCUACCGCAGGAAUGGGAUGGCUUUUCUGGCCUGCUGAUGUGACUGUGACUGAGACAACAGGAAAGGCAGUGUUAUAUUAAGGUGAUUUCUGUUCCCCUCCUUGGGCAAAAUAAAAGACAAGUUUACCUUCUCCGCAUCUUUGGGAGUGGGUUGGUUUGUUGUGACUAUCAACUGGCUGACUCCAGCCCUUUUCCAGCCCCCUCAACGCUUAGUCUUGUUUACUAGAUGGGCCAUUUAGCCAAUUAAUGGCAGGAUGUUUGGGAUGGUGUGUAGGUGGACAAGAAUGCACAUCACACAGUUUUGAGAUUUUAAUUUGGAAUAGAUUUACUGCUCUCAGCUCACAUAACUUAAAAGCAGUGACUUUUUUUUUCUCAGUGUUUAGUCUAUGUUUUAUUUGAUGCAUUUUGUAAUCCAGGUUUAGGACAAAGGAAACAAAAUUAAAAGAACAGUCAGUUUUCCCCUUGGACUGUCCCACCAACUCUACCUUCUGACAUUUGAUGUCUAGAGCUACAUGUAUUUUACAGACAAAUGUCCAUCUUAUAAACUCACACUAAUCAAAGACCUAAUUGGCCUGAUGAACUGUCUGUUCCCAUCUUCUCUUCCCUUCACCCCACGUGUAGUAUAUGUGUCAUUUUCAUGGCCUCUUCCCAACUUCCUGAGUAUCUACCUAUCGUGUGUUUUUCCCCUCGUAGGCCCUCUUCCCCAUCUUCAUUUUUCUCCUUCCCCUGUCCCUCCGAUCCCCAGGCCCAGCCCUCACACACACGCUGUACCCAUUUAGAAGCAAAGCGGUUAGAAUCAAUGGAUGGGGAGCCAAGUGAUCUGCUUUCUCCCUCCAAAGCACUAACACCUAGACUGAAAUGUGGGCUGGGCAGUUUCUUGCUGGUAGCAGCUGAGUUAUCCUUCUGGCAUCUGUACUUUCUCCAGUAAACGAGGAACUGUAACGAAGCGAACCAAAAUACAGCAGUUAUAUACAGUUCUUGAUUGAACUUGAAUUGCAAAGGAGGAAGUUGUUUCUUUAAUUCUUUAGGAGUUUUGUAUAAUUUUACUUUUAUCAUGGUUUCUACACACACUGAGAUAGCCUUUGUAAAGAAUUAAUAAAAACAGAAAUGAGAAGCAUGCAAGGUUUUCCUCCUGUGACCAAAUCGUAGUGAGGCUCAGUUAGCGUGAUUGUGCCAUAUUUUCACAUUUGUUAACUAUCACUUACCUGUUCUAUGUUAGUCCUUCUGGAAAAAAUCUUCAUGUCAAGAACAAAAAAACGCAGAUAUAUAAUAUCAAAAAAUUGCCAAAGGGUUUUGAUGUUCCAUCUGCGCUUGGUGAAAUGUAUGAUUAAACUUUUCUUUUUAUCAUCAUUCUUAUUUUUCUUGGCAUCCCUAAUCAUGGAAAAUUACAAGCUUGCAGUAAACAUCCUAACUUGUAAAACGACAGCAUUUAUUGUAUUUGGUUUCUAUGCCAGGCUUAUAGAUGUGUAAAAUUUUCAGGAGCCGAUUUUUCACAUCGAAAUUCCUCCUCUCCCACAUUAUACAUUUUAAAGUAUGCACAAGGCAGAAAAUAUAGGGUUUAGAUUUUUUUCCCUUCAUUUUAUUCUACCUGAUCUCCUUAUAGUCCCAGAGAAGGAAGACUCAAUGUACAUUUCUCUCAGAAAUAUGACAGGUCUGUGUUUUUGUUGGUCUGGCGUAUGUUUGUCUAUCUUGAACAGUCUGACAGGUAAUUAUUUAUAAAAUCUGGUUUUGCCCAGUAAGUCCAUAUAAUAACCUUUCACUUUUCAUCAUAAGCCAGUGAGCUGAAUUUAGAAUAAAACAAGGUCAUUUAUGUCUGUCCCAAACCAGCCUAGAUGUCCCCGUAAUGGCUCAAUAUUAAUAUUUGUAAUUCUUUUUUUUUCUUUUCUACACUUAGGUUCUUUUUCUGACUCUUUCCACAACACUAAAUUUGAAGUGAAAUAAAAUUUCCUUAAGCAGUGAGUAUAGGGGGAAAAAAAUUUAUAAAGGGAAAGUUUCAGAAAAUGUGACUUAAAUAAAUUUCUUUAAAGAUUAAAUUGUUAUGUAGAAUCAUAAGCUGUCAGAGUGGAAGAUGGUCUUAAAGAUCAUUGGAAACAA